Messenger RNA from Trematosphaeria pertusa, 1385 nucleotides. Its product is annotated as LIP-domain-containing protein. The coding region runs from base 1 to 1317 and encodes 438 amino acids. Gene Ontology annotation, biological process: lipid catabolic process. Gene Ontology annotation, molecular function: triacylglycerol lipase activity. The record is from RefSeq and is a predicted model, not a curated record. The transcript has a single exon. NCBI's taxonomy places the organism in Eukaryota, Fungi, Ascomycota, Dothideomycetes, Pleosporales, Trematosphaeriaceae.
AUGCGCUCUCUCGUUACCCUUCUCCCAGCGCUAGCCUGCACCGUGAGCACUGUGCUCGCCCUCCCCUUAAACACCACCAACACCACACUCCCCACCCCCGCUCCCGGAGCCGGAGCCGGAGCCUGCAUAAUCUCCAAUGCGACCUCGCCCAUCCUACCCAGCAAAGACCCCUGGUACAAGCCGCCCGCCAACUCCUUCUGGGAGACCACCUUGCCCGGCACCGUCCUCUGCAGCCGCCCUGCACCCGCACAAGACGAAACCCCCGGGUCCAGCGCCAUGAACAUCCUCUUCCGCACGACCGACAGCCACGACAAUCCCACCUGGACCGUGACCACGGUGCUUGCGCCCAGCACUCCCCGGAGCCCGCCCGCCAUGAUCUCGUACCAGCACUUCAUGGACAGCCCGUCCGUGGACGACAGCCCCAGCUACAGAAUCUACAAGGAGGUCGAGCUGUACUUCAUUGUCGAUUCGCUGCUGCAGAAAGGCUACUACGUCAACAUGCCCGACUACGAAGGGCCCAAGGCGAGCUUCACCGCGGGCAAGAUGUCCGGCCACGCAACGCUCGACUCUGUAACGGCGGCGCUGCGGUUCCUCCCCGACGGCAUCCAGUACGCCAUGUACGGCUACUCGGGCGGCUCGUUCGCCACGGAGUGGGCCGCCGAGCUGGCAGAGUCGUACGCGCCGAAGCUGCACUUCGCGGGCGCAGGCAUAGGCGGCGCGUAUCCGAACGUCACGGACGCCUUUGAGAAGCUGCGCGAGCUGCAGCUCACCGACUCGGCGUGGGGGAAGCAUCUGCGGAGCGCGAUGCUGGGCAUCGGAAACGAGCACCAGGACGCAGCGGACUCCGCUAUGGACAUCCUGAUCAGCAUGGGGAAGCUGAGCACCAAGGACUGGGAGGCGGCGAAGAAGAUCGUCAGGUCGACUUCGAAGAUGGACGCACAGGCCAUCUAUGACUUCUCCGGCCAACUCCUCCAGAGCGCGACGGUCCAGAACGUCCUGGAGGAAGACGCCAGGUUCGGAUUGCACGGCCUGCCGCGCAUGCCCAUGGUGAUUCACCGGCAUGAGCUGGACCCGCUGAGCUCGACUGCAGAGACGACAAGUCUGUGGUUUGGGUACUGCUUCCAUGGCGCUAGGGUGCUGUACCACCUUAACCCCGAUGUGUCUAAGGCGCAAGGGCAGGCCAAUUUUGACUGGCAUAGGCAAGAGGGAAUCGACGGCAUGUUCAAGGGUAUGCCGCAGUAUUUCGAGCAGAUGUUCAAUGGGACGUUCCUGCCCGAUGGUUGCCGGUGGGUGUAUGAUAACUGGACGGUGUUGUAAAGCAGGGCGUUCCUUACGACCGGAACGGUUCAUUUCUUCGCGGCUGGAGCUUCAUUAGAUUAUUGAAU